CAAAGUUUAUGUUUGAAAAACAGGCUUAUUCUGUUUAAGGCAAAUCUGGUGUUGCUUAUUUCCAUCUCUAAUUGUGAAUGUAAAUUUAUUUUUGCAUAUUUUUCUUGAGAAGUUGAAUGAUUGGCAGGUUUCUUACAGGUAAAAGAAGAUUGCAGGAUUUAUUGCUUCAAAAAGAUAAUCGCUUUUGUGCUGAUUGCAAUGCUCCAGAUCCUAAAUGGGCGUCAGCCAAUAUUGGAGUUUUCGUAUGCUUAAAAUGCUGUGGUGUGCACAGAAGUCUUGGCUCUCAGAUAUCAAAGGUUUUAUCUGUGACAUUGGAUGAAUGGUCAAGUGAUGAAAUAGAUGCAAUGAUUGAAGUUGGAGGAAAUUCUUCUGCUAAUUCAAUUUAUGAGGCUUAUUUUCCAGAAGGAUUUACAAAACCUGGACCAGAUGCCACUCAUGAUCAGCGUGUGAAAUUCAUCCGGUUAAAGUAUGAGCAUCAAGAAUUUUUGCAACCUAGUUUGCGCAUUGUGUCAGGAAAAAGCAACCCCCCAAAAAGUAUAUCCAAAGGGAUUAUGGAUAGUUUUCGAAUUACAAGUGAUUCACAGCAUAUGGAAGGAAUGGUAGAAUUUAUUGGAAUGUUAAAGGUGAAAGUGAUCAAAGGCACAGAUUUAGCUAUCAGAGAUAUGAUGACAAGUGAUCCAUAUGUUAUCUUGAAACUUGGCCAACAGACUGUUCAGACAACUGUAAUAAAGAGUAAUUUGAAUCCAGUCUGGAAUGAGGAACUUAUGCUGUCUGUUCCUCAGCAAUUUGGAAUAUUGAAUUUGAAUGUAUUUGAUUAUGACUUGUUUUCGGCUGAUGACAUAAUGGGGGAAGCAGAUAUUGAUCUUCAGCCCCUGAUAACAUCCGCAAUCGCAUACGGUGAUGCUAGAAUGUUUGAUGAUAUGCAGAUAGGAAAAUGGCUGAAAUCCAAUGGCAAUGCGCUUAUAGAUGAUAGCAUAGUUAAUAUAGUUGAUGGUAAGGUUAAACAAGUCAUAUCACUCAAGCUCCAGAAUGUUGAAUCUGGAGAAUUAGACUUAGAACUCGAGUGGAUGCCUCUUGAUUAUUAGAAUUAAAUGAAGCAUUCUUGGAUUGAAUGGGGAAA
Glycine soja is the source of this 1120-nucleotide messenger RNA. RefSeq names its product ADP-ribosylation factor GTPase-activating protein AGD12-like. The record is from RefSeq and is a predicted model, not a curated record. The transcript has 7 exons. The coding region runs from base 117 to 1085 and encodes 322 amino acids. NCBI's taxonomy places the organism in Eukaryota, Viridiplantae, Streptophyta, Magnoliopsida, Fabales, Fabaceae. Gene Ontology annotation, molecular function: GTPase activator activity; phospholipid binding.